Messenger RNA from Protopolystoma xenopodis, 513 nucleotides. The record is from the annotation of a GenBank genome assembly. NCBI's taxonomy places the organism in Eukaryota, Metazoa, Platyhelminthes, Monogenea, Polystomatidea, Polystomatidae.
AUGGAGCAGUAGCCCGAGCAAGCCUCGCCCACCCACGGACCGCCCUUUUGGCUGGCUGAUUGGCGGUUGGCUGUUCGGGCGGGCUGGCGGGCUGGGACGACGGGAAAACGGGUCUGGCGCUCACGGAGGCGGAGAACUCCGCUUCCCAGCGCUGUUGUUGUCCGACUGCAUCCGGUCGCUCGGCUUUCUCCACGCCUUAGCGACUCUACACUUCACCCACAUCGCCGCAUAUUUGCUUUGACCCACACAACUGGUCAAUUUCAGGCCGAGUCUACGCUUAAAUUAGGCUCGGUUGCCAGCCCCAAAUGGCAAAUCGAUAGAAUGGGAGAUUCGCAUUGCCUCAUCGGCAUCCAGAGCCAGCUUCUGAGCGCAAUUGACGUCAAGCCACGGUUGUUCAGGCUGGCCGAUAGUGGCAAUCCGGUCGCCUCAGCAACCGUCGAGUUUUCGGGUUAUUUUGCGUUUCUGGCGUUCCGGUUUGAGCAGAUGGCCGAGUUCGGCAGAGGUUUGGGUUGA